Molecule: messenger RNA, 2741 nt
Organism: Alligator mississippiensis (American alligator)
Lineage: Eukaryota; Metazoa; Chordata; Crocodylia; Alligatoridae
Gene: FOXD3
Product: forkhead box D3
Exons: 1
Coding region: 867-2099 (410 amino acids)
Biological process (GO): regulation of transcription by RNA polymerase II; cell differentiation; anatomical structure morphogenesis
Molecular function (GO): RNA polymerase II cis-regulatory region sequence-specific DNA binding; DNA-binding transcription factor activity, RNA polymerase II-specific
Source: RefSeq, a predicted model, not a curated record
AAUCUAUCAGCCAGUCUUUAAAAAAGGACUUUCAAAGUGGCAAGUGAGUCCCUAUAACACCCGGCCCCCUCCCGCUCUCAGCACCUAGCACGACCUUCCCCCCUCCAGAAAGGGGAAAGCGAGAGGGGAAAGCAAGAGAGGAAGGAAGGAAGGAAGUGUGUGGUGGGGGGGAAGCUGUGGAGAGGACUGGAGCAAGACACCCUUUAAGAGAAGAGGUGGAAAGGCUGAGUGUAAAGAGAUCUAACCUGCAGCACCACCACCAGCAGCAGCAGCAGCUCAGAUGAGCAGUAGAGGAGUUUUGAGCGGAUCCCAGUAGCCUGCUGGGGAAGUCACCAGCCCAGCAGCUAGAGGCGUUUGAUGUGAACCCACACGUCUGCUGGGGAAAGCCAGGCAGGAGCCAGCAGAGGCGUUUGAUCCCGCGUACCUUCUACCAGGACUGAGCGAGGAGUGGCUUCUCCCCUGGCCCACAAAAAAACAAACCAAAAAAAAAAACAACCCCCCCCAAAAAAAAACCAGGAGGAGGAAAGAGCCGAGGAGUUGGAGCCGCUCCCGCACAACCCGCCGGGGACGCGACACAGGAGCCCGGCCGCGCUCGGAGGAGUUGGAGCCGAUCCCCGGCGCCCGCCGGAGCAGCCACCCGGGGCGGCCGCAGACCUGCGCGGACUCGGAUGUGCUCCCAGAUGCCUGGCGGAGACGGCAGGGCGCCCAGCGCACCCGGGACCGGGGUGUGACCCGGGGACCUGUUGGCGGAGCCCGGCCCCGGCCCCGGCCGCGGGGGGAGUUGCGCCCGAGCCCAGGUGGCAGCGGCCCGGCUCACCUCCGCGCCCCCCGCCCCGCCCCGCCGGCCCCCCUCUCCCUGAGCGGGGAUGACCCUGUCAGGCAGCAGCAGCACCAGCGACAUGUCCGGCCAGACCGUCCUGACGGCCGAAGAUGUGGACAUCGACGUGGUGGGCGAAGGGGACGAGGGGCUGGAGAAGGACAGUGAGGGCGAGGCCGGCAGCCCCGCCGGGCUGCACCAGCUGCACCUGGACGAGGCGGACGAGCUGGCGCUCCCCAAGGAGGCGGGGGCGGGCGGCGACACGGGCAGCAGCAGCGGCGGCAGCGGCAGCCACAGCCCGGCCGAGGCCCCCCCGGGCGGGGCGGCGGAGGGGGGCAAGGCCGGCGGCGAGGAAGGGGGCAGCGGCGGCGGCGGCGGCGGCGGGGCCCUGCAGGGGCAGAGCAAGCCCAAGAGCAGCCUGGUGAAGCCGCCCUACUCCUACAUCGCGCUCAUCACCAUGGCCAUCCUGCAGAGCCCGCAGAAGAAGCUGACGCUGAGCGGCAUCUGCGAGUUCAUCAGCAACCGCUUCCCCUACUACCGGGAGAAGUUCCCGGCCUGGCAGAACAGCAUCCGCCACAACCUCUCGCUCAACGACUGCUUCGUCAAGAUCCCCCGCGAGCCGGGCAACCCGGGCAAGGGCAACUACUGGACGCUGGACCCGCAGUCCGAGGACAUGUUCGACAACGGGUCCUUCCUGCGCCGCCGCAAGCGCUUCAAGCGGCACCAGCAGGAGCACCUGCGGGACCAGACGGCGCUCAUGAUGCAGGGCUUCGGCGCCUACGGCCUGGCCGGCCCCUACGGCCGGCCCUACGGCCUGCACCCCGGCGCCUACCCGCACCCGGCCGCGGCCGCCGCGCUGCAGUACCCCUACAUCCCGCCCGUCGGGCCCAUGCUGCCGCCCGCCGUGCCGCUGCUGCCUUCCAGCGAGCUGAGCCGCAAAGCCUUCAACGCGCAGCUCAGCCCCAGCCUGCAGCUGCAGCUCAACAGCCUGGGCGCCGCCGGCUCCAUCAUCAAGUCGGAGCCCAGCAGCCGGCCCUCGUUCAGCAUCGAGAACAUCAUCGGCGUGUCGGCGGCCGGCUCGGGCGGCGGCGCACAGACGUUCCUGCGGCCGCCGGUCACCGUGCAGUCGGCGCUCGUGGCGCACCAGCCGCUGGCGCUCAGCCGGACCACGGCCGCCAUCGCCCCCAUCCUGAGCGUGCCUACGAACAUCAUCUCGGGGCAGUUCCUGCAGCCCGCCGCCUCGGCCGCCGCCGCCGUGCAGGCCAAGUGGCCGGCCCAGUAAUCCCCCGGCCCGCCCGGCCGGCCGGCCGGCCCCGGAUCAGACAGUGCGGGGGGUGGGUGUGGGGGGCGGCGAGCAGCCGAGACAGCCGCCGCGGAUCGGGUCCGGCCCCAACCCCCCAAGUGCAAAUCAAUAGAUCACUAGAGAGAUCCCAGCAAACCAAACACCACCCCGCCGCCGCCGCCGCCGCCGCCGCCGGGCGCACGGGGAAGCCUUUCCGCACAGGUAACCCAGGAACAGCCCCACAAGCAGCGCUCCCCACCCCCGCCAACUUUGUACAUAUUUGUAUGAAAAAGGAUGGACUUUCCUUUCGGGGUUUUUAUUUUUUUAAAAAGGCAAAUCCCAGUCGCGUUUAGGAGCUCGGGACUUUCGCUUUUUUGAAGGUUCUCACUCUCCGAGCGGUUUUAGCGAAAACAAAGAAAAACACGAACACACACAAAUGUAUAAAACUAGCGGGGGAGGGAGGGGAGGGGAGAUUUUAAAUAUUAAACCGACCAAGGGAGAGUAGGGACGUUUUGGAGAAAGAAAAGGACGCCGCGCCUGUCGCUCUAUUACAGAAGUCUGUUUAUAUCUGAAUGAAUAUAUGUAUUCUAAAUGUUAUCCUUCGUGUUGUACACACCUUUGUAAAUAAAUUUUUAAAAUGCU